Molecule: messenger RNA, 4379 nt
Organism: Hyaena hyaena (striped hyena)
Lineage: Eukaryota; Metazoa; Chordata; Mammalia; Carnivora; Hyaenidae
Gene: CAPN5
Product: calpain 5
Exons: 13
Coding region: 175-2097 (640 amino acids)
Biological process (GO): proteolysis
Cellular component (GO): cytoplasm
Molecular function (GO): calcium-dependent cysteine-type endopeptidase activity
Source: RefSeq, a predicted model, not a curated record
CCCCGGCCCGAGCCCGAGGCGGGUGCAGCCUGGGUUCCCGCGGCCGCGCAGUGCCCUGCAUCUGUGGCCGGCCCGAGCCGCGGCGACGCGGCAGGUACCCCAGGAGCCACCCACGUCCCCACCUAAGCCCUCUGCUGCCUUGUCUCAGCUGCCCCUGCUGGGGUAGCCGCCGCCAUGUUCUCAGGCGCGAAGCCCUACGAGGGCCAGAACUACUCGGCUCUGAAGCGGGCCUGUCUGCGCAAGAAGGUGCUCUUUGAGGACCCCAACUUCCCGGCCACCGACGACUCCCUGUACUAUAAGGGCACCCCGGGGCCCACUGUCAGGUGGAAGCGGCCCAAGGACAUAUGUGAGGACCCCCGCCUUUUUGUGGAUGGCAUCAGUUCCCACGACCUGCACCAGGGCCAAGUGGGCAACUGCUGGUUUGUGGCAGCCUGUUCGUCACUCGCCUCCCGGGAGUCGCUGUGGCAGAAGGUCAUCCCAGACUGGAAGGAGCAGGAGUGGGACCCCGAGAAACCCAGUGCCUAUGCGGGCAUCUUCCACUUUCACUUCUGGCGCUUUGGGGAGUGGGUGGACGUGGUCAUCGACGACCGACUGCCCACAGUCAACAACCAGCUCAUCUACUGCCACUCCAACUCCCGCAGCGAGUUCUGGUGCGCCCUGGUGGAGAAGGCCUAUGCCAAGCUGGCGGGCUGUUACCAGGCCCUGGAUGGAGGCAACACGGCGGAUGCGCUGGUGGACUUCACAGGCGGCGUUUCUGAGCCCAUCGACCUGACUGAGGGUGGCUUCGCCAACGAUGAAGCCAAGAGGAACCAGCUCUUUGAGCGUGUGUUGAAGGUGCACAGCCGGGGAGGCCUCAUCAGUGCCUCCAUCAAGGCAGUGACGGCUGCGGACAUGGAGGCCCGCCUGGCGUGUGGCCUGGUGAAGGGACAUGCAUAUGCCAUCACUGAUGUGCGCAAGGUGCGCCUGGGCCACGGCCUGCUUGCCUUCUUCAAGUCGGAGAAGCUGGACAUGAUCCGCCUGCGUAAUCCCUGGGGCGAGCGGGAAUGGAACGGGCCCUGGAGUGACACCUCAGAGGAGUGGCAGAAAGUGAGCAAGAGUGAGCGGGAAAAGAUGGGUGUGACCGUGCAGGAUGACGGGGAGUUCUGGAUGACCUUCGAGGACCUGUGCCGAUAUUUCACUGACAUCAUCAAGUGCCGCGUGAUCAAUACAUCGUACCUGAGCAUCCACAAGACGUGGGAGGAGGCCCGGCUGUGUGGCGCCUGGACGCGGCACGAAGACCCCCGGAAGAAUCGCAGCGGGGGCUGCAUCAACCACAAGGACACCUUCUUUCAGAACCCGCAGUACAUCUUUGACGUCAAGAAGCCAGAAGAUGAAGUGCUGAUCUGCAUCCAGCAGCAGCCCAAACAGUCCACCCGCCGGGACGGCAAGGGUGAAAAUCUGGCCAUUGGCUUUGACAUCUACAAGGUGGAGGAGAACCGGGAGUACCGCAUGCAUGGUCUGCAGCACAGGGCCGCCAGCUCCAUCUACAUCAACUCACGCAGCGUCUUCCUGCGGACGGACCAGCCCGAGGGCCGCUAUGUCAUCAUCCCCACCACCUUCGAGCCGGGCCACACUGGCGAGUUCCUGCUUCGGGUCUUCACUGAUGUGCCCUCCAACUGCCGGGAGCUGCGCCUGGAUGAGCCCCCCCGCUCCUGCUGGAGCUCCUUGUGCGGCUAUCCCCAGCAGGUGACCCAGGUACACAUCCUACGGGCUACUGGUCUCAAGGACUCCUCGACAGGGGCCAACUCUUACGUGAUCAUCAAGUGUGAGGGGGACAAAGUCCGCUCGGCUGUACAGAAAGGUACAUCGACACCCGAGUACAACCUGAAAGGUAUCUUCUACCGCAAGAAGCCAAGCCAGCCCAUCACAGUCCAGAUCUGGAACCACCGAGUCCUGAAGGACGAAUUCCUGGGCCAGGUGCACCUGAAGGCCGACCCAGAUGACCUCCAGGCCCUGCACACCCUCCACCUCCAGGACCGCGGCAGCCGGCAGCCCAGCGACCUGCCGGGCACCGUUGCUGUGUGUGUCUUCAGCAGCACCUCCCUCAUGGCCGUCUGACCCCUGCCACCCCCCCACCUGGCCUCCACAGUCUUACCACCUUCUGCAUGUCCCCAACCAGGCCAGGGACUGGCUUGGGAGCCAGGACACUGGGGGUCCUUUCCCAGCUUUUCUACUGACUUGCCAUGUGACCUUGGGAGGCCUCUGCCCCUCUCAGGGCCUCGGUGUCCCAAGGGCCCCGAAGCAUUCCCUGCUCACGGAGGAGUCUUCCUGCCUGAGAUUUACAAUAGCUCUUCUGACCCCAGCUGUCACCACUGCUAAGGGACUCUUAUCCGUUGAAAAUGUUUUCUCAAGGCCCCGCUGUCUGCCGACGGAGUGCCAAGAUGUCACUUGUUUACACAGACCUCCCACGUGCCCAGCACCCCCCCCCCCACCGUGCCCCAGACCUUGCUUUCUCUGUCCCCUACACCUGGUUUUCUAGCCACCUUGAAAGGACCCUCGGCUCUUGCUUAGGCUGGAAUUAGGAAAAUGCGCAGGUGACAUUUCUUCAUUUCUCUCAUCCUGCCCACUUGCCCGUUCAUCUGUUUAUUCCACAGAGGUUUGCCAAAUGAAUAAACGAUGCCCAUGAGACCCCCGGUGGAGCUGGGGCCCUCCGUGCAGCUCUGGGAGACCCGGCCUCCAUCGGGGGCCUCACCCCUGCCCGGGGCCUCGCAGAGAUUGACGCCCAGACACGGCUGCGGCCUCACCCCGAGUUCUGAUUUCGCACCUAGCCGCUGGGUGAGGCCGCAGUGGGACAGUGGCAUCCGCCUGCCUCCACUGCCUUUGUGCCAGGAGUGCCCCCCCUGCCCCGUUGGUGGGCCAGGAGGGUGAGGGGGGGUCAUGGCACCUGAAGGGAGGCACAUGCUUUCCAGCCCCCCUCCGCUGCAACACCUGGGCUUUUCCUGGGAGGAGGGACCCUGGGUGGCGGCCUCAGGUCCACUAGGCUCAGAUGACUUGUUGGGCUUGGCAGGAGGCCGGCAAAUCCAUCGCCUGCCCAGAGGCCUGUCUUCCAACAUUCCCCCCAAAAUGCAGCCCUCUUCUUGCUGCCUGGACCAACACAUUCCUUUAGUCCUCAAUCUUUUAUAGUCUUUCGUGUUAUCAUUUUUAACCAGGAGUUUUUCAAGGAAAACUGAAAGCCUGAGCCCCUUUUUCCAUCAUCAACUCCGGUUCCCGGGGUUCCCCCGAUUUUAUUUUCACUCUGCCGGGGGAGGGGGUGAGGAGAAGUCACACCUCAGAGGAGGCCUGCAGGUGGGUGAAGAAGAGGGUGUUCUCUGCUCGGACGUUUCUUGGCGAGUGUUGGUGCCACGACUACUUCGGGGCUCUUCUGCGCCCUGCCCUGGCCCCAGGCUGGGCAGUGGACACGAACAAGCCGAGGUGGCUCAAGAAUAAGACAUCCCGUGGCCUUGCUGGGAAUUCCUUCUGGGCACCCGAAUGUGCGGCUCCAGAUCUGGCUGCUUGGCGCCGUGUCCUGGCUGGAGGUGCUGGAGUCUUGACUUCGCCUCCUCACUCCAUGGCCGGCUCGACUCCUGCGCCCCGGAACCCGGCCGCGUGUGAUGGGCCAGGACCUGACUGAGGACGAGGAUUCGUUCUCAAAAAGCUGGGACUUCCCCUCGAGAACCUGGGGCUGGGACAGGACCACGUGACCAGGAGCAAGUCACUGAAACCUCCUGUGCCUCGAUUCCCCCCUUCUGCCAAGUGGGGCUAAUGGUUCUUGUUUGCCAGCACUCUCGCUCACAAGUGCUGAAUAAGGGCAAAACUGUACCCUCUCUGUAUCUCCAUAUGCGUGCACACCGCACACAUUCACGUAGCUGCGUCUCAGUGUCUUUUUCAAGCGAAGGCUCCUGAGUUGGGGUGGAGAGGUGAGGGCCAGUUGGGGCUUCUGGGGCCGAAACAUGGGUCUUUGCUCAGCUGUGAGCAAACCAGGACCAAUUGGCAGGACUGUGUGGGUUUCGGUUUGAAGACUGUGCACUGCCUCUUCCCUCUCCCCCCAGAAACGGGUUUGGCAGCCCCUCUGAGUGGGCCAGGCCGGCUCCUGGCUGUGCAGACGGCCCUCCCUGGUCCCCGGGCCGGUGAGGAUGGAGUUCUUCCAGGCUGGGACUGGAGGGUGGGUGGGGAGAGCAAUUGCUCUGCCCACCCGAUGUGCCCUUCGGCCCCUGGGGCCCAGAGUCCCUCUCUGCAGCGGGGCGGGGCCUCUGGUCUGUUCCACCCAGGUGUGGGCUUCACUGCCCUCAGGGCCUACCAUGGGGUCAGGAGUGGAUAUUUGUUCUGUUCUCAGAAUAAACGUUAUUAUAGUCCCAGAAAGA